CUUCCGCGUGCGCCGCACCCGCAGCCGCAGUCUAGUAGGAGCCCAACGGGCUGUAUCCGGCUGGGCGUCAGUGCACAGGGGCUUGAGAGUGUUGAGUUUCUGUGGCUGCUGACCUGGCUGAGCCGCGAAGUUAACCCAGUCUUGAAGGUCCUGUGCGGACCGGGGUCUUGGCCGUCUGAGCCCCCCACUGUCGAUCUGGGGAGUGGGGGAGCCAGCCCGGCCUCAGUCCCUCCUGGGUCAGGGCUGCGGAACCGUACAAACUCAUCGCCUGGAUUCCCUCUGCCCGGGCCCAGAGCCCGCCUCCCUGCGAGGGAAGAAGCCCCGGACGGGCCGGUGCCUGCUGCUUGCAGACCCUCCCUUGUGGGGCGCGAAGUCCCUCCGAGGACGAGACGGGGCGGGGGGGCGGGGAGAAACAGAGAAACCCUCAGUUCGAUCCUUUCCUGCGCAUCCUGCACGAAACAGCACGGGAUGGCCACCAGGUUUCGGACAGCUACGUGCUGGGGGUUGUUGUCUUUCAAGGAUGUAUCAAUGGAGUUCACCUGGGAAGAGUGGCAGUUACUGGAUUCUGCACAGAAGCACCUGUACAGGGAUGUGACUCUGGAAAACUAUAGCAACCUGCUGUCUGUGGGUUAUCAUGAUACCAAACCUGAUUUAAUCUUCAAGUUGGAGCAAGGAGAAGAGCCAUGGAUAGUAAAUGCCAGCAUUUCUGGUCAGAGCUGCCCAGAAGGUUGGAAAGAAUGGUAUCAGAAUAAUCAAGAUGAGCUUGAAAGUGUUGAGAGAAGCUAUGCUUGUAAUGCAUUUGGAAAACUUCAUCUGAGCAAACCUCACAUUUCUUCACGACACAGACUCCUCAAAUAUAACACACACGGGAAAAGUUUGACACAGAACUUAGCUUCAUCCAGAAGUUAUCUAAGAAAGAAUCCUGAUAAGUUUCAUGGAUAUGAAGAAUCAUAUUUUCUCAAGCAUCAAAGAGCUCAUAGUAUAGAAAAAAACUGUGUGUGUAAUGAAUGUGGGAAAGCUUUUCGUUGUAAAUCACAGCUCAUUGUACAUCUCAGAAUUCAUACAGGAGAAAGACCAUAUGAAUGCACUAAAUGUGAGAGAGCCUUCAGUGCCAAGUCAAACCUUAAUGCUCACCAGAGAGUCCACACAGGAGAAAAGCCCUACUCCUGUAUCGAGUGUGGGAAAGUCUUCUCUUUCAGGUCACAGCUCAUUGUCCAUCAGGAAAUUCACACAGGAGGGAAGCCUUAUGGUUGCAGUGAAUGUGGAAAAGCCUACAGCUGGAAAUCCCAGCUUAUUUUACACCAGAGAAGCCAUACAGGAGUGAAACCCUAUGAAUGCAGUGAAUGUGGAAAAGCCUUUAGUUUGAAGUCACCAUUUGUUGUACACCAGAGAACUCAUACGGGAGUGAAACCCCAUAAAUGCAGUGAAUGUGGGAAAGCCUUCAGGAGUAAGUCUUACCUCCUCAUUCACAUCAGGAUGCACACAGGAGAGAAACCCUAUCAAUGCAGCGAAUGUGGGAAAGCCUUCAAUAUGAAGACACAACUUGUUGUACAUCAGGGAAUUCACACAGGAAAUAAUCCUUAUCAAUGCAGUGAAUGUGGGAAAGCCUUUGGUAGGAAGGAACAGCUCACAGCACAUCUAAGAGCUCAUGCAGGAGAAAAGCCCUAUGGGUGCGGUGAAUGUGGGAAGGCCUUCAGCAGCAAAUCCUACCUUGUUAUACACAGGAGAACACACACAGGAGAAAGACCCUAUGAGUGUAGUUUCUGUGAGAGGGCCUUUUGUGGGAAAUCACAGCUCAUUAUACAUCAGAGAACUCACUCAACAGAGAAGCCCUAUGAAUGCAGUGAAUGUGAGAAAGCCUAUCCUAGGAAGUCACAGUUCAUUACACAUCACAGGACUCAUACAGGAGAAAAACCUUAUAAUUGUAGCCAGUGUGGGAAAGCCUUCUCCCAAAAGUCACAGCUGACAUCCCAUCAGAGGACACAUACAGGGGAGAAACCAUAUGAAUGUGGUGAAUGUGGGAAAGCUUUCUCACGGAAGUCACAUCUCAUAUCACAUUGGAGGACGCACACUGGAGAGAAACCCUAUGGAUGCAGUGAGUGUGGGAGGGCCUUUAGUGAAAAGUCAAAUCUCAUCAAUCAUCAGAGGAUUCAUACAGGAGAGAAACCUUUUGAGUGUAGGGAAUGCGGGAAAGCCUUCAGCAGGAAGUCACAGCUUGUCACACAUCACAGGACCCACACAGGAACAAAACCCUAUGGAUGUAGUGAUUGUAGAAAAGCCUUCUUUGAGAAAUCAGAGCUCGUUAGACAUCAGACAAUUCAUACUGGAGAGAAACCCUAUGAAUGCAGUGAGUGUCGGAAAGCCUUCCGAGAGAGGUCCAGUCUCAUUAACCACCAGAGAACCCAUACAGGAGAGAAGCCUCAUGGGUGCAUCCAGUGUGGGAAAGCCUUCUCCCAGAAGUCGCACCUCUUGUCACAUCAGAUGACACACACAGGAGAGAAACCCUUUGUGUGCAGUAAGUGUGGAAAAGCCUUCAGUAGGAAAUCUCAACUUGUCAGACAUCAGAGAACUCAUACAGGAGAGAAACCCUAUGAGUGCAAUGAAUGUGGCAAAGCCUUCAGUGAAAAACUAAGCCUCACUAAUCAUCAGAGAAUCCACACAGGAGAAAAACCAUAUGUAUGCAGUGAGUGUGGAAAAGCCUUUUGUCAGAAGUCACAUCUCAUAUCACAUCAGAGGACUCAUACAGGAGAGAAACCCUAUGAAUGCACGGAAUGCGGGAAAGCCUUUGGUGAAAAGUCAAGUCUUGCAACCCACCAGAGAACCCAUACGGGAGAAAAACCUUAUGAAUGCAGGGAUUGUGAAAAAGCUUUCUCCCAGAAGUCACAGCUCAAUACUCACCAGCGAAUUCACACAGGAGAAAAACCUUAUGAAUGUGGUAUUUGUCAGAAAGCUUUCUUUGAGAAAUCAGAACUAAUCAGACAUCAAAGAACUCAUACAGGAGAAAAACCUUAUGAAUGCAGUGAAUGUCGGAAAGCCUUCAGGGAGAAGUCAAGUCUCAUCAAUCAUCAGAGAACACAUACAGGAGAGAAACCCUUUGAAUGCAGUGACUGUGGCAAAGCCUUCUCUCGGAAAUCACACCUCAUACCUCACCAGAGGACUCACACAGGAGAGAAACCCUAUGGAUGCAGUGAGUGUAGGAAGGCCUUCUCUCAGAAGUCACAGCUUGUUAAUCAUCAGAGAAUUCAUACAGGAGAGAAACCAUAUCAGUGCAGCGAAUGUGAGAAAGCCUUCUCCCAAAAGUCACAGCUCAUUAAUCAUCGGAGAACUCAUACACUAAAGAAGUCCUAGGAAGGGGGGUUAACAUUUGUAUUUGACAGAGACCUUAUCUCCCUGUACUUCAGAGGAGGUAGUUAGGGUACAUAUUUCAGAUAACAGUCACCUCACAUUACAUGUCUGAGUGCUCUUGUAGGGUAGAAACUCUAAGUGAGGUUAUAUAGGUAAAGCUUUCAGCAGCUUUUAAUAUGCUUAUUAAAAUUUGUAGAGUAGAACGACCCUAAGAAAUGCAGUGAAUUUCAAAAACCUUUCAAACCAUGGUGAGACAUUAAUGGUAGAAAACUAACAGUGAAGAGGAAUACUGUGAAUAUCAGAAAGUCUUCCAGAGAUCAGAUCUCAUUAGCUGUCAGAAACAUUCCUCCUGGGAAUGAACUCUCUUCUGGUGAGUUAAGGAAAACUCCAUGAAUGCCACGGGGUAAUAUUUUCGUUAAGAAACAACAGCUCAUUGUAUAUAAGAAAAUGCCUUCAGGAAUCAAUCUUUGGUAAGUAAUCCCACCAUAUUGUAUUUUGUGGGUAAACCUAACGAUUUAAAGACAGUAGAAAUAUGUGUCCCUAUAAAUAAUGCUAUAAUGGAGAGCCAUGCACUUUUUAUAGACAUAUGUACCCCAAAUACCCAACUCUAAAUGACUGACAUAUGUUUAGUCCAAAGUAUGAAGUUUUAAAAAUAUGUGAAUAACUUGAACAUCUAAUUAGGAAAUUUCUCAGUGAUAUAUAAUUAUGGUUUCUUUUCCUGUGUCACACAGUUUCAUAUUUUGGAAUUGCAUAUGAUAAUGUAAUUGGGAGAAUGAGAUGCACAUGUCUUGUCAUGCCUGUGAUGUCUGUCAAGACACACCAUAUACUACUGGUUUUUCUAUUUUAAUGAUAUUAUAAAAGUGGUAACUAAUAGGACAUGUCUUAACUGCUCAGUAAGUAGCAGAGGUAAUAUUACCACAUCUCCUCCUUAUGAUUUGUUGGUUUAUAAAAGGGUUUGUUGUUAUUGACCUUCAUUUUCACUAACAGGAGCCAACAUUAUAUAGUCUCCUGCAUCCUCAGAGUCUGAGACACAGUUUGUAUAAAACUUGGUUAAUAAGUACUCGAGGGCAGCACUGCAGAAUUGCAGUAGUGAAUGGUGAGCAGGGGAGAGGGGGCGUGUGAACUGUCGCUCAGCACUCAGUCCACAUGGAGGUCCAGAGUGCUGAGCAGAACCCUUUCUCAUCCUGUGAGAGCCCCUGUGUGUCAGCUGUGCUGCGUCACCUGUAUACAGUUUCAAUUUAAUUUACAUGAUGAGGUGUCACGGAUACUGUGUGCUGUUAUGUUUUCGGUAUUUUGUAAAAUAUCUUGUAAAAAAUUAUAUGGAAAAAACAAUUAUUUAAGAGUCACUUCAGAAAAUGUAAAAGAGAAUUUUGUGAUGAGAAAUAUAUUUUUGAUGUAUUCAAGGAAGCCUGUUUGGCCUUCCUGCAAAUUUCCGUGAUUAUUGUACAGGUAUUAGGAAACAAGGUUUUCAUUGUUUAACAUUUGAAAUGUUUUUCACCUGCCUUUCACCUGUUGCAUCACCCACACAGGAUACUUUCCGCUUUGUAAUUUCCAUUAUAUAAGUAUGGUUCCCUUUUAAAAUGCAUGAACCAUAUCUUAGCUUAUUUAGAAUUUUGUAGUGAUCACUCUGUAAUGUUGCCUGACAAAAUCAACUAUAGUUGUUAUAUAAUGGUGAAAUUUAAAAAAGUCCACAUAGACCUUGUUUCCAAACUUGGAAAAAUCAAGCUUUCUGUCAUGCAUGAGUUGUUUUAUCAGUAUUGCACCUUUGAUUCUAGCACCUUUGAUUCUAAAAGUAUUUUAUUCCUUUAACUACAAAUUUUGCCUCAUUGUUGGAAAAUUAGGACUUUAAGAGUGAUUUUAUGAACCGCUGUACUAGAAUUUUAACAGCCAGAUAAUCCUGUUUUUCCACAUAUAAUUUUUCAAAGUCCCAUUUUCCCAAUUUUUAUUCAUAUACAAAUGAACAGACUUCCAAUUUUCUCCCUAAUACUUGAAGGUUAUUUUACCCGGUGGAGGAAACGGACCUUUGUAAAGCAACAGACAAUUAUCAGUAUGGUGUUUCCUUUGUAUUUUUUCCUUUCCAUCUGCCCUGGUUCUCUUCCCUAGUCCUAGAGAUUGAUUCCUUAGGUCAGGAGUCUGUUGUCUAAACAUCUUCCUAAUUUUGUCACUCCCAUUGUAGAAUACUCCAUUAACUAUUAACUAUUAAGCAGUUAAACUUAGUACUUUUUUCACAAGGUAAUGGAACAUUAGUACUAGCCUCUUGAUUGAAUAUGCAAGAACCAAUUUUUUUCUCUAAGGCUCAGGUAUUAGUCCUAGGGAGAGAUGAUGCUGGCCGCAGAGGUUUCAUUUAUCAAAAUAUCUGAUGUGGGAGUUCCUGCUGUGGCAGAGUGGGAUUACAGUGUCUCUGGAGUACUGGGGGUGCAGGUUUGAUCCUCAGCCUGGCACGCAGUGAGUUGCAACUGCGGCUCAGAUCUGAUCCCUGGCCCAGGAACUCCAUGUGCGAAGGGACAGCCAAAAAGAAAAAAAUAUGUACAUGUCUGAUGUGGAUGCCCACUUAUUCUAUGUACAACUCACCGGGAGCUCUCUCUUCUGAAGGGUCACAGGAGGGCUCUGAUUCUGAAAUUAGAGAUACUCAGUGUCAGGUUUUAAAAACCAUCAAAGUUUUUAAAUUACUUUGGUAAAUCACAAAAAAGUGUCCCCAUAUUUACCCUUGUUAAUGCCUACCACAAACCCCCACCUCAAGAAAAAAGCCAGGAGUUCCCGUUGUGGCUCAGUGGUAAUGAACCCAAUUGGUAUCCAUGAAGACUUGUUUUUUUUUUUUUUUUUUUUUGCUAUUUCUUGGGCCGCUCCCACGGCAUAUGGAGGUUCCCAGGCUAGGGGUCGAAUCAGAGCUGUAGCCACCGGCCUACACCAGAGCCACAGCAAUGCGGGAUCCGAGCCACGUCUGCGACCUACACCACAGCUCACGGCAACGCCGGAUCGUUAACCCAGUGAGCAAGGGCAGGGACCGAACCCGCAACCUCAUGGUUCCUAGUGGGAUUCGUUAACCACUGCGCCACGACGGGAACUCCAAGACUUGGUUUUAAUCCCUGGCCUUGCUCAGUGGAUUAAGGAUCCAGCGUUGCCAUGGACUGUGGUGUAGGUCGCAGACUUGGCUGAGAUCUGGCAUUGCUAUGGCUGUGUUGUAAGCUGGCAGCUGCAGCUCUGAUUCAACCCCUAGCCUGGGAACUUCCAUAUGCUGCGCCUGUGGCCCUAAAAGGCAAAAAAUAAAAAUUAAAAAAAAGAAGAAAGCCAGAUUUGCAGUUAAAUGGGAUUUACUAUCAGGGGUUUCAGGAAGCAGUAUCCAUUACACUGAAAUCAACUACUUGAGGAUUUUCUUUUCUCUUUCAGCACCUAGCUUCCUUUACUGGCCUAGAGACGGUCCUACAGAGGACGUUUCAAUAGUAUUCCUUUUACUGGGUAGUGGAUCUUUGGCGUCCUUUCUGUGAGCGUUGAGACCUGUCCCAGGACUUCCUUGUAUUCAACUUUCCUUUGUGGGCUUUGAUGUCUUGACAGUUUCCUCUGUAUGGAUCUAAGUGCUCCUGACAUUUGGUUUCAAGAACAUCACUUGUAGAACGCUGAGGAAAUGGACCCAAAGAUCCCAGAUUUAUUUACCAAUAUCUGCAUUACAUAGCAGAAUAUAGAUAAUAGACAUUUGGCUUCUAUAUCUGAAACCUCAGGCAUUUGGUCAUUUAUUCCAGCAGUAUAUGCCAGAGCUUUUGAUUUCGAUGAGUUUGUUCAUCUGCCAACAUGAUACCAACAAGCUUUCAGAUGUUGAGCACCUAGUCCUGGCCUAAGUGGUGAUAAACUAACUCAACAAUGAAUGACCCUUGCACUUGUAUGCAUAUUUUUUUGCCCCUAUCAUUCUUUUUUAGUCCAUUUUCCACACUUAUACAUAUUAGUUAUUUUAAGAUACCAAUAAGUAUUGAAAUACUGUGGGCUAAUUGCAGACUAAAAGUGUAAUAUCCUCAUGGUAUUUGAGGACUUCCAUACAAAUCCAUGCCGCUCCAUCAUUUCCAAUACUUUUUCUUUCCUCUUACACCGUUUUUUAGCUUUCUUGAACUACUUGCAGUUCCUUGAGAUUCCCACAAUCUCUCCUCUCACACUUUUUACAAAUCUAGUUCCCCUUGAAGUGCCCUUGUUCCUUGUUAAUGCCUAUCCAGCCCACGUGAACCUGUGCAUGUAUUUGGCACUUGUGAUAUAAUCAUUGCAUGUUUUAUCUCUCCCAUUAGAAAGCUUAUGGGAAGUUGGGACUAUUUUGACUGUAGAAUUUCAGCAACUGAAGCUUUACUCCGAAAGUGUGGGUGGUGUCAGUGGCUGUGUUUUGGACCACACGGGGAAGUGUAGCUGCAGUGAGAGAAGAGUGAAGCCAUCAUGGAAGCCAAGUCAAGGCACAGCCUGAUGGGGUCCCGAUGUCUGGUUCUUGUCUUCAGGUCCAGGUGCAUCUCUGCCCUUUUCCUGUUGGACAAUUGGAUUCUUCUGUGAGAUAUUCACAUACCUUCUAAUAAACCCCCAUGUUUGCUUCA
Messenger RNA from Sus scrofa (pig), 7907 nucleotides. Lineage: Eukaryota; Metazoa; Chordata; Mammalia; Artiodactyla; Suidae. The record is from RefSeq and is a predicted model, not a curated record.